This is a messenger RNA of Penicillium daleae, 3279 nucleotides long. RefSeq names its product putative ATP-dependent permease ADP1. NCBI's taxonomy places the organism in Eukaryota, Fungi, Ascomycota, Eurotiomycetes, Eurotiales, Aspergillaceae. The transcript is spliced from 3 exons. The record is from RefSeq and is a predicted model, not a curated record. The coding region runs from base 1 to 3279 and encodes 1092 amino acids. Gene Ontology annotation, molecular function: ATP hydrolysis activity; ATP binding; ABC-type transporter activity. Gene Ontology annotation, cellular component: membrane.
AUGCGGUCGGCAUCCGCAUUCCUUCUCUCGGUAAUCGCUCUCGUCUGCUGCUCUGUCUCGAUAGCAGCCUGGAGCGAUGUCUACGAUGUGAAUCUCGUUCCCCGAUCUCCUUAUCCGCUUCUCGAUGACCGGCCCCCCGAGUGUCCGCCCUGCUUCAACUGCCAGCUCGACUCCUACAACUGUACCCACUUUGCGCCCUGCAACAAGUACAACGGCAAAUGCUCUUGUCCUCCGGGCUUUGGAGGAGACGACUGCUCAACUCCCGUGUGUGGUUCUCUAGCCGAUGGCGAGAACCGCCCGACACGCAACGGUGACACCUGUAGCUGCAAAGAUGGCUGGACCGGUAUCAACUGCAAUGUCUGCGAAACGGACAAUGCCUGCAAUGCGAUGAUGCCUGAAGGCGAGGGCGGCAGAUGCUACAAACAAGGUGUCACCAUCAAGGAGAACUUCCAGAUGUGUGAUGUAACAAAUCGAAAGAUCUUGGACCAGCUUGAUGGCCGGAAACCUCAAGUGACCUUCUCUUGUAAGGAUGAGGAUAAGACCUGCAACUUCCAAUUUUGGGUCGGCCAGAAAGAAUCAUUCUACUGUGGCCUGGAUACAUGCGAGUGGGGCAUGGAGAGCGAUUACGAUAAGAACACGACUCACUACAAGUGCGAGAAUGCCCAUUGUAGCUGCAUCCAGGACCGGUUCCUGUGCGGCGAAAAUGGAUCCAUUGAUCUCAGUGUCUUCCUUGAUCAAGUCAUCAAAGGUCCGGCCACUUUUUCCACUCAAUCGACCGCGAAAGGCACCAAGAGUGUCUUCUCAGAACCCGAAAUGAACAACCUUAUCAGUGGCGUCUUCGGUGACCCAAGCAUCUUCUUGACCUGCAACUCAGGAGAGUGUCUAUACAAGACCGAUGUACCAGGCUACGAGCGGCCGAUUAAACAGAUUAACACUCCUCUGAUUGCAGGCGUGAUCGCCGGUUGUUCGCUCUUCGUUGUCGCCGUGAUCUUGCUCGUUUGGUAUCUGUCCCGCCGUGCUGCUCGCCGAGGCUAUCUCCGGCUGUCUCUGUCCGAUGAUUCCGAUGACGAAUCGGCUAAGCUUCUGGCUGAGCAUCGGCCUGCGGCACUUCACUGGGACAAUGUGUCCUACUACUUGAACGGCAAAGAGAUCCUCUCUGGAAUUCAUGGUGCUUCGGGACCAGGACAGAUCACUGCGAUCAUGGGUGCAUCUGGUGCAGGCAAGACCACUUUCCUGGACCUCCUAGCGCGGAAGAACAAGCGUGGCGCUGUUCACGGCAACUUCUAUGUGAAUGGCGAAAAGUUGGACGACAGCGAAUUCAAGAGCAUGGUGGGCUUCGUUGACCAAGAAGACACGAUGCUGCCAACCUUGACCGUUCACGAGACCAUUUUGACCAGUGCUCUUCUCAGACUUCCGCGGGAUAUGAGCCGAGCAGCCAAGGAACAGAAAGUUCUAGAGGUUGAAAAGCAGCUUGGAAUCUACCACAUUCGAGAUCAAUUGAUCGGCUCGGAAGAAGGCAAGGGUCGUGGUAUCUCUGGUGGUGAGAAACGCCGUGUUGGUAUUGCUUGCGAGCUGGUCACCAGCCCCAGCAUUCUUUUCCUGGAUGAGCCUACCAGUGGAUUGGAUGCAUACAACGCGUUCAAUGUGGUCGAAUGCCUGGUUACCCUUGCCAAGACAUACAAUCGCACCGUCAUCUUCACCAUUCAUCAACCGCGCUCCAACAUCGUUGCUCUCUUUGACCGACUCAUCCUUCUUGCGGGUGGUCGCACAGUCUAUUCCGGUCCUUUCUCGACAUGCCAACAGUACUUUGAUCAUAUUGGAUAUUCAUGCCCUCCGGGAUUCAAUAUUGCAGACUACCUCGUGGAUCUCACGAUGCACGCGAGUGUAGCCACUUCUUAUUCUGACGAAAUUGAAUCUGCUGUAGAUCGACACAAUGGUCCGUCCAAGACUGCUUCGAGUAGCCUCCGAGCGGUCAAAUCCGUCACGAGUGCUUCCAAUGUGAGCAUUGAGGACACCUCGAGUAUAGCACCAGAACCAACGAGAAGACCAAAGAACAACCGGCGUGUAUCAGUCAAGCAGCAACAAGAUCGUCAGCUUUACUCCCGACGCAAGGAUCAAGAACAGCAACGUCCCUUUACACCCAAGACCGACGAGGAAGAUGCUACGCUUGAUGUGGCGGAGAACACCCAGCAAUGGCUUCGGUUGCAUCGCCAACAAGGCAAUGUUCCCCCACAGAUUCUCGACGAUCCUGACCAGCUGCCUCCUCCAGCACCUGGCCAGACUGAUCUCGAUAUCCUGGUGGCCAGCUACGCUAGCUCAGACGUCUUCCGCUCAGUUCAAGAUGAAAUCUUGACUGCUGUCCAGACCGCACAUAAUGCGAAUGGCUCCACCAACUCGCAUCUGACGAACGGGUCAGGGUCAGGACAGACGAGCUAUGCUCGAGUCAGUCUGGCUCGGCAGUUCCUCAUCCUGUCGCAACGCACAUGGCGCAACCUCUACCGUAACCCGAUGCUGAUGCUCACACACUAUGCUAUUGCCAUUCUGCUGGCCGUUCUUUCCGGAUAUCUCUUCUAUGGGUUGACGGAUGAUAUCAAGGGCUUCCAGAAUCGAUUGGGUCUUUUCUUCUUUAUCCUGGCCCUGUUCGGCUUCAGCACUCUCACGAGUUUGACGGUCUUCUCCACUGAGCGACUGUUGUUCGUCCGCGAGCGAGCCAACGGCUACUACCAUCCGGUCACAUACUUUGCCGCCAAGGUUGUAUUUGAUAUCGUGCCGCUCCGGCUCAUCCCGCCCAUCAUCAUGGGUAUUAUUGUCUACCCUAUGACUGGAUUGAUCCCUGCAUGGCCCGAGUUCCUCCGCUUCAUGCUGGUUCUGGUCCUGUUUAACCUCGCCGCUGCUUGCAUCUGCUUGUUUGUCGGAAUUAUCUUCCGGGAUGGUGGCGUGGCAAACCUGAUUGGCAGUCUUGUCAUGCUUUUCAGCUUGCUCUUUGCUGGUCUUUUGCUGAAUCACGAUGCGAUUCCCGCGUCUGCCUUGUGGUUGCAAAGCCUGUCAAUCUUCCAUUAUGGCUUCGAAGCCCUGAUUGUCAACGAGGUCACCUUCCUCACUUUGAUCGACCACAAGUAUGGCUUGGACAUCGAAGUCCCCGGAGCCUCGAUCCUGAGCGCAUUCGGCUUCAACACGCUUGCUUUCUGGCACGAUGUGAUUGGCCUCGCUGUGUUUUCCGGGGCCUUUAUCAUCAUUGCAUACGGAGCGAUGCACUUCCUGCUUAUCGAGAAGCGAUAA